Messenger RNA from Komagataella phaffii GS115, 1095 nucleotides. Its product is annotated as Anthranilate phosphoribosyl transferase of the tryptophan biosynthetic pathway. Gene Ontology annotation, biological process: L-tryptophan biosynthetic process. The transcript has a single exon. Lineage: Eukaryota; Fungi; Ascomycota; Pichiomycetes; Pichiales; Pichiaceae. Gene Ontology annotation, molecular function: anthranilate phosphoribosyltransferase activity. The record is from RefSeq and is a predicted model, not a curated record. Bases 1 to 1095 code for a protein of 364 amino acids. Gene Ontology annotation, cellular component: cytosol.
AUGAGCUUGCAGAACAAAACGGUUCUAACUCCGUUCAUUAAGAGCCUACUUCUCACACCGCCUAAUUUUCCGCCUUCAGAUCUCACUACGAUCCUGAAGCUGGUGGUCCAAGGUCUCGCAUCAGACGUUCAGCUGGCUGCUUUUUUGACUGCUUUGAAAAUGAGCCGUUUGGACCAUAAUCCUCUUUAUGUUGCUGCUAUGGCUUCUGCAUUAUUGGAAUUCUCCUCUCUGAUUCCAAUUUCUGACUCAGAGAACGUCUGGUUCACCGAUAUUGUUGGCACAGGAGGUGAUGGACAGAACACCUUCAACGUCAGCACAUCAGCUGCAAUAGUAGCAGCCGGUAUGGGACUUGAUGUGUGUAAACAUGGUGGUAAGGCUAGUAGCUCAGCAUCUGGCGCUGGUGAUCUGAUGACGUUUUUGGGAGUAGAUCAAUCAAAUGUCACCGCAGAGACAUUUCCGAGACUUCGACAGGCAUCCAAAUUUUCUUUUUUGUUAGCUCCUAAUUUUCAUCCAGCAAUGGCAAAAGUAGCACCAGUACGUGCUCAACUUAAUAUACCAACUAUUUUCAACCUAAUGGGUCCUUUGAUAAAUCCUGCCCCAAUAGCGUCGAGAAUAAUUGGGGUUUACGCUGAAGAUUUGGGCCAGUUGUUUGCAGAAGCAUUCAUUGUGCUUGAUAAAUCCAGAUAUGGUAAGGUAGGAAAGACUAUGGUUGUAUGGGGAUGCUGUGGACUUGACGAAAUAUCUCCAAUUGGUAGAACUAAGACUUGGACCGUUGACCCUGAAACUGAAACAGUUACCGUUGGUUACCUAGAGCCAUCUGAUUUUGGUUUGGCUGAACACACUCUAGAUACCGUCCAAUCAGGAACUCCUUCAGCUAAUGCCGAAACCCUAAUUUCAAUUCUGCAAAAUCAACCUGAGUAUUCUGAGCCCGAUCAUCCUUUGGUUGAUUAUAUUGUCAUGAAUGCGGCUGCUUUGGCUGUAGUUUCUGGAUUAGCUAGUGACUGGAAACACGGUGUAAUAUUGGCUAGAAAAUCAAUAAGCUCUGGAGCCGCAUUGGAACAGCUCCGAUCCUUUGCAGAUGCUUCUAGAGCAUGA